Messenger RNA from Prorocentrum cordatum, 516 nucleotides. The record is from the annotation of a GenBank genome assembly. NCBI's taxonomy places the organism in Eukaryota, Dinophyceae, Prorocentrales, Prorocentraceae.
GGCGCUGGUCAGCGCCUUCGGGCCCGGCAUGCGCGCGCGGAGCCGCGGGCACAUCGUCAACAUCUCCUCCGUCGCGGGCCACGAGUGCUACGUGGGCGGCUCCGCGUACUGCGCCACCAAGCACGCGGUCAACGCCUUCACUAUCGCGUCCCGCCACGACCUCGCGGGCACGCCCAUCCGGGUGACCGCCAUCAGCCCGGGCAUGGUGGACACCGAGUUCUCGCAGGUGCGCUUCGGCGGCGACGCCGAGAAGGCCAAGAAGGUCUACGAGGGCAUCCUGCCCCUGGUCGCCGAGGACAUCGCCGACCAGAUCAUCUUCGCGACGACGCGGCCGAGGCACGUGCAGAUUGCAGACAUCAUCUCGUACGCUACCAAUCAAGGCCAUGCCAAGUACGUGGUCGAGCGGAAGGGCGCCACGAUGGGGGCCUUGUGACCACAGAGAGCCCGCCCUCGCCUUCCUCCUCCCUCCUCCCUCCUGCCUCCUCCCUCCUCCCUCCCUCCUCCUCCUCCUCCUCC